CACAUCUAGUAGCGUUGGCGCGGCUGGGGGGUGGAUCACCGGUGGAGGACAUAGUAUGCUGUCUAAUGAGCUUGGUAUGGUUCAAGACCUAUUCAAAUCUUAGUGGCAAGAUAGGCUGAUUGAUGAUGUCAGGCCUCGGCGUGGACAACGCUCAACAGCUCAAGGUUGUCCUGCCCAAUGGCACCUACGUCACGGCUAACCGAUGUCAGAACCAAGACAUCUUCUUUGCCCUUAGGGGAGGCGGAGGAGGUACUUUUGGUGUGGUGAUGGAAAUGAGCACCCUAGUGCACGAAGAAAAGCCAAUGCAGCUGGCCCAGGUGUCCUUGGCCAGCCUCGAUGCUGCCAGCGCAAAGACAUUUCUCUCAAUCCUGGUGGCCAACGCCGAUAAAUGGGCGUCCGAAGGCUGGGGAGGAUACAUCUCACCGGGGGUCCUGGGAAGCCAUAUUUCGAAUCUGGUCUUGGCAACCUCCAUGCUCAAUCAUUCCGACGCCGAGGCGUCCAUGAAGCCGGUGCUCGACUUUGCCCGACAGAGUGGCACAAUCACGCAGGCAAAUGUCACCACAGUUGACACUUUUUUCGGCAUUCUCAAGGGGUUUGCAGCCGUCGCAAAGCUUGGACAACCCAGCGGCUCGCUGGCCAUGUCGUCCCGCCUUGUGCGGCGAGAGUCGUUUGUUGGCGAUGACAAUCAGCGGCAGCUCUCGUCGAUUUUAAAUGACAUUCUGACCAGCAGCCAGGAGAACACCUUGCUAUCUAUAUCGCCCUUAUUCAUCAGCGUCACGGCACCCACCUUAUACUCAAAGCGCCUGCCGCGAUCAGAUCAGCCUGGAGGCCCCGGGGCUUCGUCGGUCACGCCUGCCUGGCGUGACACCCUGUGGCACGUCAUCCACCUGCGUCCCUAUGAUGGCCUUGUCACGCAGCCUAGACUUGUCAACCAGACUUGGCAGUCUACCCAUGACGCCCUGGGAGCCUUGCGGGACUUCACCCCGGCCUCCGGGGCUUAUCAGAACGAAGCCGACCCAUUCGAGCCAGAUCCGAUCGGGGCAUUUUGGGGGGAAGAAAACUACCACCAUCUGCUCCAGAUCAAAGAAAGGGUGGAUCCGACAAAUCUGUUGACCGUGCAUCAAGGAGUAGGAUGGGAUCGAAGAGACGAGAGGUAUCAAUGCUACCCCGAAGUCGCAAUCUGA
Messenger RNA from Aspergillus melleus, 1184 nucleotides. RefSeq lists its product as uncharacterized. The transcript has a single exon. Gene Ontology annotation, molecular function: flavin adenine dinucleotide binding; oxidoreductase activity. Lineage: Eukaryota; Fungi; Ascomycota; Eurotiomycetes; Eurotiales; Aspergillaceae. Bases 123 to 1184 code for a protein of 353 amino acids. The record is from RefSeq and is a predicted model, not a curated record.